ACUGUCAAUCUAUUUUAACAAAAUAUUUUUAAUCUGUUCUUACUUCUUGAGCAAGUUAGUCCGUGAUCUGUUUUGUAAUUUUUUGAUUUGUCUGCCUAUUUGUUUCUUCAUUGAGGAAACUGGACUAAAUAUUACAUUGUGUCGAUUUAAAGUGCAGUAUCAAGAAGAUAUGUGUGUGUAAUUAACGAAUUUGCUUCAAAAUGGGGGACGAUACUGAUAUAAAGUCUUUGCCAUUGUCAUGCCUUCCAUCGAAAACUAGGGAAUUGUUAUCAUGCCUGUUGGAUACCCCUAAAAUUAUCCCAAACGAUGGACCCGUGAAGCUGCCCAGGGACUGGCGUGGCUUAGCAUACCUGGUCAAUGUGUCAGCAGAAAAGGCAGAAUAUAUAAAACUCCAACCACAGAAGACUACAGAAAUCUUACAAAUCUGGCAGAAAGACCACACAGCUACCGUUGGUCAGUUACUGAGCUACUUGGAGCUCUUGGAUCGUUACGAUGUGUACGACGAUCUGUGCGAUGAUCUCAAGGAAUCCAUUAAGAGGAGAGAAAUUAUAGUGAAUAGGCAAAAUCAAAUAGCAAUAAACAACAAUAACAACGAUGAUCAGAAAGUGUUCAGCGCCAUCACGUAUGAUGAUGCACCGGGCUACGAGCAGCAUUAUGAUGCAUUUAUCUUGUACGCCAAGGAGGACAAACACUUUGUUGACGAGCUGAUCAAUAGAAUGACUGCUGCAGGCUUCCAGCUAUGUACGGAAGACAGACUGCAAGCAGGCCACAUGACGCCGUACGCGCCGGUCGCGCAGCUGAUCUCGGAGCGGUGCAAGCGCAUCAUACUCGUGUGCUCGCCCGAGUUCCUCAGCAGCCAGGCCAACACGUUCUAUAGGGAUUACGCUCAGGCUGUCAGCAUUGAAUCAAGUCACCACAAAAUAAUCCCCAUAAUGUACCGCGAGUGCCAGCUGCCCUCGCACCUGGCGUUCUACCACAAGCUGUACUACAACGAGCUGGAGGACCGCGCGCUGUACGACUUCUGGCUCAAACUGCGCCAGUCGCUCGAGCUGGCUAGAGCUGCACCCACGCCCAGGAUCGCUAACAGAAUGAAUGGCAACACAAUAGCAACCUCAAUGCCUCAAAUCAAAAUCGUGGAGCUGCCCUCAAGCAAGACUUGCAACGAAUACCUCGAUGACAACCACCUGUUCUUACCAUCUGCCAGCAAAAGCAUCUCUAUGAACGAACUAGAUUCCCUCAACGUACACACUCUCACAGCCGACUGCAACUCUCUAAGCAGUGUCAGUCAGAAGAGUGUCUCCAGUGUCAAAAAGAAGAAAAAACCCAAAAUAAUAAACUGGUUCCUCAAACAUUUGAAAAUAUCGAAGACAGAAGAAGCAAUAAUGGUUGCCACAUAAACAAAGCUUGGUAAAUGCUUAAACUUGAAAUACUGCGUCAGCUUCACAUUUUAAGAAUAGAAUAUUGUAAUUUAUUCUAUGCUUCAAAAAUGCUGGAAUGCAAUGACAAAAAACGGUAAAAAAUUAAAAGCGAAAGGUAGCCGUGGUGAAAAUGGACGCACAAUAAGCUUGAUUGAAUUGGCAAAUGUAACUUUACUUAUUACUUUAUAGCUUGUAUAUGUAACAUUGUAAUCACGCACUUCACAAAAUUCUAUAGUACAUAUCUUCAAGUGGCACCCUUACAGGUAAUCUGCUAGGAAUAAAAUUUAAUAUUCAUCAGAAUUUAUAUCCUAAGAAAUUUAAAAUUGAGAGCCUUGGUCAUCGCUUAAAGUUAAGAUAGACUGUCAGUGAUAAAAAAUAUGAUAGAAGUCAUUAAUAAUCAAUUUGUUCGCAAACUUCUCAUAUUACUCAAUCGCUUUUUGCUUUAAAAGUGCCUAGACGUAUAAUUAUAAUAUCAUAAGAGAUGUAUAAUCUAUACGAAUAAGGAGACAUUUAGUAUACUAAACAAAACUUUUUAUAAUACAAAUUGUUAUUAUAAGAAAGUUUAUUUUUCGAAAAUUUAUUACGAUAAAUAGUUAUAAGUCAGAGAGUCGUACCUUGUACGAGGUUUAAUUAGUCCUUAAAUAUAAUUGAAUUAUUAUGAUAAUUCAUAUGUUAUUGUUACGAUUGCUUGUCCGUUAGAGUUUAUAUACAUAAUUCUUUCAAAAUUGUGAUAUUUGUUGAAUUUGGAAUAGGUCUUUGGAAAAAAAAAUUCACACACUAAAAUAUAAGUACGUAUAAAAAACAGAAAAGGAACCUAAACAAUGUAUUAUAGUUAUUAUAGGCGAUAAAAUUGUAAAAAGACAACAUAUUUUUGGAAACAUUGUAAGCCCAAAAACGUAUUUUGUAAACUUCUUCCAUUUAAAAGUUGUGAUUUUUAUAAACUUAUGAAAUGAAAUAAUGAUUAUUGAAUAUACACGUGUUGACCUUUUUGUCAAUUUUACUAUUUUUA
Molecule: messenger RNA, 2427 nt
Organism: Helicoverpa armigera (cotton bollworm)
Lineage: Eukaryota; Metazoa; Arthropoda; Insecta; Lepidoptera; Noctuidae
Product: myeloid differentiation primary response protein MyD88
Exons: 6
Coding region: 201-1397 (398 amino acids)
Biological process (GO): Toll signaling pathway; positive regulation of canonical NF-kappaB signal transduction; innate immune response
Cellular component (GO): plasma membrane
Molecular function (GO): TIR domain binding; Toll-like receptor binding
Source: RefSeq, a predicted model, not a curated record